UAUGUUCAAUCCUCAAUUUUACCACCUGGACCAUUACCAAUACCAUUAAUUGGCAAUCUAUUAUCAUUGAGAGGUACCAAAAAUCAUUGGACCGAUGAAUUGAAAACAUAUAGUAAAAAAUAUGGAAAUAUAUUUACAUUUUGGAUGGGAAAUUUGCCCAUGGUAUUAAUCACUGACCCGUAUCUGGCCAGAAAUGUUUACCGUAAAAAUGAUUUAGCCGGACGUAGUAGUAUUUAUUUGUUUGAUAUAAUAAAGGAUAAUGGAGGUUGUAUAGAUAUUAUUGGCGCCGAUUAUGGCCAUACCUGGGAAGCCCUGAGACGGGUGUCACACGCGGCUGUUAUCAAAUACGCUAAAACUGAUAAACUAAUGUAUUUGUGUAACGAUUGUGUGGAUAAAACAGUUAAAUUAAUUAUAGAAAAGGAGGGCUUAAAUAAACCGUUUGAUCCGUCAGAUUAUAUCUUUCAAUUGUUUAUUAACAUAUUGGCUACCAGUGCUUUUGGUAAUUGGUAA
Molecule: messenger RNA, 510 nt
Organism: Oppia nitens
Lineage: Eukaryota; Metazoa; Arthropoda; Arachnida; Sarcoptiformes; Oppiidae
Exons: 4
Molecular function (GO): iron ion binding; heme binding; oxidoreductase activity, acting on paired donors, with incorporation or reduction of molecular oxygen
Source: RefSeq, a predicted model, not a curated record